UCGAGUAACGCGACAAAGAAAAACCCUUUUGACAGCCGCCGUCAUUGAUGAAAAAGAAGAGUGAAUAAAAACGCAAAGAAAAGUGAAAAAUUUUCAUUCAGAGCAACAUUUUGUGAUAGAAUUUGUUAUUUUAGUCAAUUUAUUUUAUUAAAAUUAAAACGCAUUUUUGUGUUAACGUGUGGUAUAGUGUGUCGGGCUUAAUAAAACAACGCUUUAAACGUGCUAAACGAACGUUCAGUGUAAAAGCGCUAUAGUUCGGUGAUUACAUGAGGCGUUUGCGAAAACCGUCUGCAAAAGGCAAAAGUGGCGACGAAACAACAGCAGCAACAACAAACCUUGAAGUGGUUAAAGCGUCAGUAGCAGGCUCAAUAGAAAUUGGUGGUCAUACAAGUAGUGCCAGCACAGAAACGCAUGCCGGUGCCAAUAUCAACUUGGAACAUAACUCGCCAACAAAAUCGUCUAAAGCUGGUGGUGGCACAGUGGUGACACCAGCUAAACUACGCUCUAGGCGCAACAUAAUGGACACAAAUGGCGGCAGCAGUAGCAGCUUGACACCAUCAACAGCUACGGCCAGUCUCGGCAAAGAGGUUUUCAAACAUUUUGAAAAAUCUGGAAAAAGUGAAUUUUUGAAAUACUUAAAGCAACAUGUACGUGACAACGACAGUCCAUAUAUGGGAAAACAAAAUGACUUUAAAUUCGGUGUCUCCAGUGCCAUCUAUGAUUUGCUGUGGCAGGGUGUUCGUUGUAAUUUGAAAAAGGAUACGGUUCUGAAUACACUGGGUGAAGUGGUGACUCUUCAUGAUGAUUUUCCCUCCUUAAUACUGGAUGUGAUUAACGUUUUGGAUGCAGAGACUUCACUUAUGACGGAUGGCAUACAAGAAGAACGCUUAAUGUUUUGUCAAAUUCUCAAGGAACUGGAUAAGGUUAUACCCGACAAAUUGAUCAAGGAGAGAUUGGAAAUAGAUACACUGCAGGAAGUGGGCAUAGUUAAGAAUAAAGUAUUCUAUACUAAAUUCAUUAAAAUUAAAACAAAAUUAUACUACAAGCAACGGCGUUUUAAUUUAUUCCGUGAAGAAAGUGAGGGUUAUGCCAAACUUAUUACCGAAUUAAAUCAAGAAUUCGAAGAUGAUGUUACCUCCGAUAGCAUAAUGGAUAUAAUUAAAUCUUUAAUUGGUUGCUUCAAUUUGGAUCCCAAUCGUGUUUUGGAUAUUAUUUUAGAAUCUUUUGAAUCCCGUCCCGAACGCUGGCAAUUGUUUAUACCCUUGUUAAGGGCUUAUAUGCCUAAUGGCUCGAUUAUUUGCGAAGUUUUGGGUUAUAAAUUUCGUUAUUUUGCUGAUUCUAAAACUCCUCGUACUUUAUUUCAUGUUUGUUCUUUGUUGCUCAAAUAUGGUGUUAUCGAUCUUAAUGAUAUUUAUGUUUGGCUAACACCCACUGACAAGAUUAUUACUGGCGAUUGGGAACAAGAUUUGGCCGAUGCUAAAGAAUUUGUGCGUAAAUUGAAUAUUAUUAUUACCAACAAGGAUAAAGAACCUGCGGAACCAGAACCAGAAAAGGAAUAUAGUUUGGAAAAAUACUUUGCCAACCAAAAGUUUGGCUUAUGUGAGGGACUCCUCAAAGUUGGCGAUUGGGAUAAUGCUCUUAAAAUCAUAAAAAAAUUACCCGAACAAUCGGUGGUGGUUCAUGAACCCAUUGCAAGAGCGCUAGCUGAGCUCAUUCACAUCGGCAUUGAUCAUGUAUAUCGCAAGCAAUGCUUUAAAAUAUCACCAGCUGCUAAAUUGCAAAAACGGCGACUAGCCGAUGACUCAAAACUAGUGCAAAAGAUACAAGCGAAAGAAUUUAAUGAACUACGAAAUUAUGUUGUACCCAUGGUCGUAGCCUUAGGACCCUCAUUGCAUUUUGAUACGGUACUAAUGUAUAAAUUGAUACGUAUAAUGCGUACAAUUAUCACAGAAAUGGGUGUAGAUAAUCAGAAUCUGCCAUCGGUUAAUAGUGAAGCUGAAACUUUAUACAAUGAGGUAAUGACCAUAAUGGAUUCUGCCAUACUGCCAGCAUUAUCAUAUUUGGACUGUAAUUGUCCCAUGGCUGAGGAAAUAUGGACGGUGUUGAAACAUUUUCCCUAUCAUUAUCGUUAUGCUUUAUAUGGCCGCUGGAAAAAUGAUACUUAUCAAUUGCAUCCCCAACUUAUAAGGCGUCGCGGCAAUGCUCAAAAAAAUAUUAAGGCCAUUAUGAAACGUGUGAGCAAGGAGAAUGUUAAACCUUUGGGUAGACUUAUUGGUAAAUUAAGUCAUUGUGCUCCUGGUUUUCUAUUUGAUUAUAUUUUAUUACAAAUCCAAAUCUAUGAUAAUUUGAUUGGUCCCGUGGUAGACUCUUUGAAAUAUUUGACACUUUUGUCUUUCGAUUGUUUGGGUUAUUGUUUGAUUGAGGCUUUAACCAUGGCCGAUAGAGAUCGUUUCAAACAUGAUGGCACCUCCAUAUCACUGUGGCUGCAAAGUUUAGCCUCAUUCUGUGGUGCCAUUUUCAAAAAGUACAACAUUGAAUUGAGUGGCCUGCUGCAGUAUGUGGCCAAUCAAUUGAAGUCGCAAAAAAGUUUGGAUUUAUUAAUUUUAAAAGAAAUUGUACAAAAAAUGGCUGGUGUUGAAUCGGCCGAGGAAAUGACCAACGAACAGUUAAAUGCCAUGUGUGGUGGCGAAUUACUUAGAGGAGAGGCUGGUUACUUUAGUCAAGUUCGUAAUACGAAAAAAUCAUCACAGCGUCUAAAAGAUGCAUUAGCUAACAACGAUCUCGCUGUAACCAUAUGCCUGUUAAUGGCCCAACAAAAACAUUGUGUCAUCUAUAGAGAGACAGCACAAAGUCAUUUGAAACUAGUGGGUAAACUAUACGAUCAAUGUCAAGAUACUUUAGUGCAGUUUGGUACAUUCCUGGGAUCAACAUAUUCGGUGGAUGAGUAUGUGGAAAGAUUACCCUCAAUAAUAGCCAUGUUGCAAGAGUAUCAUAUAAAUGCCGAUGUGGCUUUCUUUUUGGCCAGGCCCAUGUUUACUCAUCAGAUAAAUCAAAAAUACGAUCAAUUACGCAAAGCCGAUCCAAAUGCCAAGAAACUGACCAACAAUCAAAAGUUAUCAAAAUAUCUGGAUGCCACCAAUUUGAUUAUGAAUCCCAUUGUGGAAUCAGUACGUCCCCUGCAUGGCCCCAAAGUAUGGGAGGAUAUUUCACCACAAUUCUUUGUAACAUUUUGGUCUUUAAGCAUGUAUGAUUUGCAAGUACCCCAUGAUAGUUAUCAAAAGGAAAUUACAAAACUUAAACAAUUAUCAAAUCAAGCAGCAGACUCUAAGGAUUCUAACGCGUCCAAAAACAAAAAGGAACAAGAACGUUACAUUGCCCUUAUGGAUAAGCUGCAGGAUGAACGCAAAAAGCAGCAAGAGCAUAUUGACAAAAUCUUACAACGUCUGCAGCAGCAAAAGGAUAAUUGGUUUUUAUCUCGUUCAGCCAAAUCGGCUAAAAAUGAGACUAUAACACAGUUUUUACAAUUGUGUCUAUUUCCAAGAUGUACUUUCACUGCCCUGGAUGCCUUGUAUUGUGCUAAAUUUGUUCAUACUAUACAUAAUUUAAAGGCUGCAAAUUUCUCCACGUUAUUGUGUUACGAUCGGAUCUUUUGUGACAUCACCUACUCCGUAACGUCCUGCACUGAGAAUGAAGCAACACGUUAUGGUCGCUUUUUGUGUGCCAUGCUGGAAACUGUUAUGCGUUGGCAUUCAGAUCAGGCCACCUUCAACAAAGAGUGUGCCAAUUAUCCCGGUUUCGUGACAAAGUUCCGUGUUAGUAAUCAAUUUUCGGAAGCCAACGAUCAUGUGGGUUAUGAAAAUUACCGACACGUAUGUCAUAAAUGGCACUACAAGAUCACCAAGGCCAUAGUAUUUUGUUUAGACUCCAAGGAAUACAUGCAAAUACGUAAUGCUCUCAUCAUUUUGAUGCGUAUUUUACCCUACUAUCCCGUAUUGGCAAAAUUGGCUCAAAUUAUCGAGCGUAAGGUGGAAAAGGUGCGCGAAGAAGAGAAAAAUAAAAGACCAGAUUUAUUUGUAAUUGCCUCGUCCUACAUUGGCCAAUUGAAGACGAAAGCAGCUCAAAUGAUUAAGGAAAGUGAUUUUCAUCAGGUAACCGAAAGACCUCAGAGGUCAGAAUCAGGUGUAGGCGUAACAUUGGGCUCAGGAGCAAGCACCGCAGCCACAAUUGUGCAAAAUAUAUUAAGUAGUUCACAGGCUACAGGUUCAAUUAGCUUGGUGGCGGUACAACCCCCCACUACACAACAGCCAACUGUGGAUAUAAAACCGCCCAGUAAUGGAGAAAUAAAAAUAGAAAAACGUGAAAAGGAACGCUUAGAACGUCCCACAAAAAUUAUCAAACUAAAUUCAUCUUCGUCAUUGACCUCUGAACGUGGCGGUGAACGGGAAUCUUCUAGUUCAAAUCGUCUGACUCUAAUUGAAAUUAAAGAUGAACCUUCGACGUCAAAUUCGACUUCAGUUUCGCACGAACGUGAUUUGGAUCGACAUGGCAGUAGUACGCGCUCCUUGAAGGACAUCAUCAAGAAGGAUGAACGUUUACGUGAACGGGACAGGGAUCGUGAGCAACGUGAUCGCGAACGGGAACAUCGUAAUCAACUGUUGGAGGAUUUGGAAGCGUCAGCAUCGCGUUCGAAAAGAGAAAAACGCCGUGAGGAUCGCUAUCGCAAUGAAUCGCCAUCAAUGGAGACCUUAGAGAAUGUGAGCAGUAAAAAUGAUUAUGAUCGUGGUGAACGUGAGACAAGAGAUCGUGAUUAUGAGCGCAACGAACGUAGAGAUCGAGAUCGUGACCGUGACUUGAGUUCGGUCUCGAAUGAAAGUAUUGGCUCGUUACAGCCACAGCGACGUAGUCAAGAUGCUUUAGAAUAUGAAAAAGACUCCAAACGUCGCAAAAUGGAAUCCUCAUCAUCCAAUUCAAAGAAACAACUUAUAGAUGAUCAUAAUGAGCCGUCGAAAAAAGAACGUAGUGUCAAGAAUAAAGAGCGCAAAGAAAAGUUAACCGAUGAGGAAAAAGAUGCCCGAAAGGAAAGAAAAUUGGGACGCAAACGUGAACGUUUGGAAGAGACCUCAUCAACAGAGCAUAAACGUCGUAGAGAUGUACAAAAUGGUGAUGAUGAUCAGCAGCAACAACGUGAACGUGAUAAAUAUCAUACCAGAGAAAAAUCACCGCAUAUAAGAGAUAUACGUGAGAGAUCCCAUGAGAAAUUUGAACGUGAUCGUAGCAAUCGUGAUGAUCGUUCUUAUAGCAGCAGUAGUACAACCAAUAAAUCCACUAGAUCCCGCAUUGGUUAUUAAAUACAUAAAACACACACACACAAAACAAAGCAUAAUUUUAGCAUUUUUUUCAAUAGUUUUUGUUGUAACAAAACCAUAAUCCUCCGAUCAUUUUAUCAUUACACUUAUUUUUUUUUUCAAAUAUUUUUCUGCUUAAUAAUAACUACUUUUAAGUGAAUUAAUUUCAUUGAAUCAAUUUUAUUUUUGUAUUGCAUAUGAAAUAAUUAUCAAUAAUAAUAAUAUUUUUGUCUGAUUCAUUAAAUAAAAAAUCAUUUGAAAUGUUCAUUAGAAACACACAAAAUACAAACAAAAUAGUAGUGAUCAUUACAAUAUUAAACUUAAGUCUCUCUGUCCUUUAGUAGACUUUUACUCUGUGGUAAAAUUAUAAGUAUAUAAAUAUGUUUAAUAUUAAAUUAAGUCUAUUGUUUCAAACUGAUUAACACUUUUCUGGGGCACUAAAUGUUUAGGACAAACCCAAAAUUUUCUAUAACAAAAUGUUGAGUAUACACAUUAAAAUAAAACAGACUAUAAAUUUAUUUUAUUUUUUUCGUUUAAACUAACAUAGUAAAUAAUAAAAAAAAGACUUAAAUUAAACAAAAA
Molecule: messenger RNA, 5927 nt
Organism: Calliphora vicina (urban bluebottle blowfly)
Lineage: Eukaryota; Metazoa; Arthropoda; Insecta; Diptera; Calliphoridae
Gene: tho2
Product: THO complex subunit 2-like protein
Exons: 20
Coding region: 267-5348 (1693 amino acids)
Biological process (GO): mRNA processing; mRNA export from nucleus
Cellular component (GO): THO complex part of transcription export complex
Molecular function (GO): mRNA binding
Source: RefSeq, a predicted model, not a curated record